This is a messenger RNA of Magnolia sinica, 1553 nucleotides long. Its product is annotated as geraniol 8-hydroxylase-like. The coding region runs from base 39 to 1535 and encodes 498 amino acids. Gene Ontology annotation, molecular function: monooxygenase activity; oxidoreductase activity, acting on paired donors, with incorporation or reduction of molecular oxygen; iron ion binding. The transcript has 2 exons. Lineage: Eukaryota; Viridiplantae; Streptophyta; Magnoliopsida; Magnoliales; Magnoliaceae. The record is from RefSeq and is a predicted model, not a curated record.
UUACCUAUGUAUAGACCUUAAUAAAAAAGAGAGAGAUUAUGGAUUACUUGGUCAUGUUGUUAUGGAUUUUGAUAGCAUGGGCAUGCAUCCAUGUUCUGUUUCUUGCAAGAAAGAGAGCAUCUUGUAAUAGCAAGCUCCCACCAGGUCCCAUCCCACUUCCUAUUGUAGGAAAUCUCUUCAAACUCGGUGACAAACCCAACGAGUCACUCACUGAGCUCGCCAAGACAUAUGGCCCACUAAUGACUCUAAGGCUAGGCUGCAAAACCACCAUCAUCGUCUCAUCGGCAAACAUGGCAAAAGAAAUCCUCCAAAAGAACGACCAAGCUUGCACCGCUCGAAAUGCUGUAGACGCCCUUCAUGCACUUAACUUCAACGACUCAUCGAUCGUAUGGUCUCAGCCAACUGAACGUUGGCGAAAGCUACGAAAGAUAUCUACCACACAAAUGUUUAGUGCUGCAAGACUUGAAGCCAGUAAAGACCUUCGAAUCAAGAUAGUGCAAGAUCUCCUCGCCCAACUGCACGAGCAUCGCCGAACAGAACAACCUGUGGUUAUCCGGGAAGUCAUUUUCGUUACUAUAGUCAAUUUGUUAUCAAACACCAUAUUCUCCGUGAAUCUUGUCGACCCCAACUCCAAAUCAGCACAAGAUUUCAAGGAUAUAGUGACAGGAGUUAUGAAAGAAUCUGGAAGGCUGAAUCUCGUUGACUAUUUCCCAAUGCUAAGGGCUAUUGAUCCACAAGGCAUAAGGCGGCGGAUGAUGGAUCAUCUUGGAAAGCUCUUUGAAGUUUUUGAUCGAAUGAUCGAUGAACGAAUGCUGUCUAGAUCAAUGUCAUCUGACCAUCCCAGAAGAAAUGAUUUCCUUGAUGUGCUUCUCGAUGAAACAGAACAGAAUGGCUUGGAAAUUGGCCGUGAUGAUAUUAAGGGCGUACUUGGGGAUAUGUUCAUAGCUGGAACUGAUCCAAGCGCGGCCACCAUAGAAUGGGCAUUGGCAGAGUUGCUCCGAAAUCCAGAUUCGAUGGCAAAGGCUCGAGCGGAACUCAGGGAGACCAUUGGCUCCAGACAAGUAAAAGACUCAGACAUUGCCAGUCUCCCAUAUAUAAAAGCGGUCGUGAAGGAAACCCUACGCUUACAUCCACCAGCUCCAUUCUUCUUUCGUGAUACUAUAGCAGAUGUAGAGAUCGACCGUUUCACCAUACCCAAGAACACUACGGUCAAGAUUAAUGUAUGGUCCAUAGGGAGAGAUCCCAAAAUGUGGGCUAAUCCAUCUGAUUUUUGGCCUGAGAGGUUCUUGGAAAGUGACAUUGACUUCAAAGGUCAAGAUUUCGAGCUCAUACCGUUUGGAUCAGGCCGGAGGAUUUGUCCGGGCUUACCACUUGCAUUUAGGACGCUUCACGUAAUGUUGGCCUCUCUUUUACAUUCUUUCUCUUGGAAGCUUCCUGAUGGGAUGACGCCGAAAGAUAUUGACAUGAGUGAUAAGGUUAGCAUGACUCUUGAAUUGGCCAACCCGCUUCGUGUUGUUCCUAUGCUAGAUGGCUAACAAACGUUCAUAUAUAUU